AAUUGUGACGCUAACCCCAAACUAAAACCGCAAGUAAGAUCAGAUAAGCACCAGCCGUACAGAGCAAAUGCGAUCGAAUAUGUGAUGUGAUCACAAUUUACAAAGAAUCUGUAGCUACUGCAGUUACUAGCUGUCGAAUGAUUGACAACUGUGAAUGUUGCUAUUAUAUAACCUCAGUAAGUCAUGCAAUGCUAAAAUUAUUUACUACGUGCUGAAAUUCUAUACUACGUUGGUAAAUUAGAUAAACGUGCCCGGCCAUGGAAAUCAAAUGCCCGUCCAACACGUUUGUUCAUGCGCCGGGCUUGCAGCAAUCUACGUUUUCUUCAUAUUCCUAUGCAUAAUUCUAACCCUAAUUUGUAACUUUUGCUCUAAACAUAUUCCCUGAAAUGAAAUUUAAAACACGCACACACACCAUAUCACAUCACAUCCGGAACAUGUCAUAGCGUCCCUAGCAACCAGUGCAGAUACAGAAACUAAUGAGAAAAUGAUUCAGGGCUGCGUAGCGAAUCUGUCAUCACGAUUACACGCAUAAACAUUUAGCGAUUUUUUUUUUACUGCUGUUUGCAAUGAUGUGCAUUCAAAAUAAUUUGAUUUUCCAUACGAAGCGGUCCUGUUUAUGUAUCACUUCCGUUACUCCCUAGGAUGACAAUGGCGGAGAAACGUCGGUCCGGGAGAACUUCGGGGAUGUCCGACACCAACUCGACUAAGACAGACACCCACAAUGAGUUCCUGUCUCAGGGGGGAGUCGGGGAAUUACUCCGAGAGGCUCUCCUAAAAAUGGUGGAGGCCAGGUCGGAGGACCCAGUUGGGUUUUUAGCUGACCAUUUUUGUAAUCUGGCUUCUGAGUCUGAGAACGGGACGACUGGAUGCUGCAACGAUGGAGAGAUGUUAAAGCUCGGCGCAGGCAUUCUCGAGCAGCAGCAUCUAAGUCGUGCUCUCUGGCACCUCCAUCUGGCUCACCACUCUCAGAGAUCUGCGUUCAGUAACAAUGUGCGUGUGGCUUACGACCUGCUAACAUCUGGGCCCCAACGGCAUGGUGGAAGAGUGGGGCCCAAUGGUCCUUCUGGUCCCUGCAGCCCUGACAAGCCAGGUGGAGGUGGUGGGGUCAGGGGCCGCCUCUACACACACACCCUCCAGUGUCUCUGCAGCGAGGGGGGUGUACCCAUUUCCACCUCAGCUCCUCUGCUACGCCGGCUCCACUGCCAGGACCAUGAAGCCGUGCCCUACGACGUCUUCCGGCACGGUGUGCUGACGUGUGUUGUGUUUUCUGACUACAUUCGGAGGGCGCAAAGGCUGUACGCAGAGGUCUGCGGCCCAGCUGAGGGGCCUGCUAGUCGCGCACUAUGUCUGGCUGUGCUGGGAACCCUCCACGAAGCCCUGGAGACUUCCCGUUCCGACAGUGGGUCAUCAGACGCUAACCGUUACACUAACGCUAACGCUAAGGCCAAUCCCUACCUAGAGGCUAACACGAAGGUUAGUCGCUACCUGGAGGCCAGUGCUAAAAUCUCACCCGGUAAGAUGGCCCAGGCUAUGGCCGGAGCUGAGCCAAACAGGGGUAACAUGGACGCGAAAGAGUUUGAGGAUGCUGCGGCAGAGCUGUUCAUCUCUCGAGUACAAGUUGUGUCUUAACUUCCGUGGGUAUUAGUUCUGACAAUGCCCGUACUUUUCUGUUUAGUUUUAAUUAAAGUAAUCUGAUAAUAUGUUAUCUUGCUCAUAACAUAUUAUCAGAUUACUUUAAUCGUAAUGAAGCAUUUGAAAUAAACUUACUAUAUAAUAGAAUGGCAGAAAUGUAAAUAUUACAUUAUACCAAUACAUGCCAUGUUAUUGUAUGUUGCAUAUUAAUGCUUUAAUCUACAUAUAAAAUAAUUGCCAAAUUGAUGUUAAAAGCCUUUGUACAACAAUGAAUGUACAUUAUUAUUCUUGCAAUGAAUAUGAGAAUGCAUAAAAUGUAAGGGUUCCACCGUGCUGAGUAAACGUGUUGGAAACCUAUUGCAGUUUCAUUAUUUCUGCAUACAUUUUAUUUCAAAUGUGAUCAGAUCUUAUAAUUCCUCAAUCAGAGGGCUUGAGGGUCACUGCAGCGCUCUAGUUGAAGAUAACUUUUUAGUGUUUUAGACAAAAUUCAAAAAGGUGGAAAAUCCAAGAUGGCAAGACUAUGGGGUUCUUGAGGCAAAUUUGUUCCUUAGGUGAAGAGGGGCCUGUGGACUGAAUUUCAGAUCCAUAUGUCAUGGUAUACACCAAUGGGCCCUGUGGGGUGUCUGUAGCACAUACCAUCU
Messenger RNA from Esox lucius (northern pike), 2273 nucleotides. It is a transcript of the gene tpgs1, whose product is annotated as tubulin polyglutamylase complex subunit 1. Gene Ontology annotation, molecular function: microtubule binding. The transcript is spliced from 3 exons. Bases 643 to 1629 code for a protein of 328 amino acids. NCBI's taxonomy places the organism in Eukaryota, Metazoa, Chordata, Actinopteri, Esociformes, Esocidae. Gene Ontology annotation, biological process: protein polyglutamylation. The record is from RefSeq and is a predicted model, not a curated record.